Messenger RNA from Knipowitschia caucasica, 2466 nucleotides. NCBI's taxonomy places the organism in Eukaryota, Metazoa, Chordata, Actinopteri, Gobiiformes, Gobiidae. The record is from the annotation of a GenBank genome assembly.
AUGACAAUAUUCUCUACUCCCUCUUCUCUCCCCUCUACUCUACUCUCUCACCCCUCCUUCCUCUCCCCUCUUCUCUACUCCCUCUCUCCUACACUACUCCAAUCUACUCUAUACAACUGCCCCCUCUAUUCCCUCUCUUCUACUCUACUCCCUCUCCCCUCCCCUCUACUCUAUCCAACUCUCCUCCCUCACCCCUCUUUCUCUCCUCCCUCUCCCCCCUUUCUCUCCUCCCUAUCCCCUCUUCCUCUCCUCCCUCUCCCCUCUUUCUCUCCUCCCUCACCCCUCUUUCUCUCCUCCCUCACCCCUCUUUCUCUCCUCCCUCACCCCUCUUUCUCUCCUCCCUCUCCCCCCUUUCUCUCCUCCCUCACCCCUCUUUCUCUCCUCCCUCUCCCCUCUUUCUCUCCUCCCUCUCCCCCCUUUCUCUCCUCCCUAUCCCCUCUUCCUCUCCUCCCUCUCCCCUCUUUCUCUCCUCCCUAUCCCCUCUUCCUCUCCUCCCUCUCCCCUCUUUCUCUCCUCCCUCUCCCCCCUUUCUCUCCUCCCUAUCCCCUCUUCCUCUCCUCCCUCUCCCCUCUUUCUCUCCUCCCUCACCCCUCUUUCUCUCCUCCCUCACCCCUCUUUCUCUCCUCCCUCACCCCUCUUUCUCUCCUCCCUCUCCCCCCUUUCUCUCCUCCCUAUCCCCUCUUCCUCUCCUCCCUCACCCCUCUUCCUCUCCUCCCUCUCCCCUCUUUCUCUCCUCCCUAUCCCCUCUUUCUCUCCUCCCCUCACCCCUCUUUCUCUCCUCCCUCACCCCUCUUUCUCUCCUCCCUCACCCCUCUUUCUCUCCUCCCUCUGCCCCCUUUCUCUCCUCCCUAUCCCCUCUUCCUCUCCUCCCUCACCCCUCUUCCUCUCCUCCCUCUCCCUCUCUUUCUCUCCUCCCUCACCCCUCUUUCUCUCCUCCCUCUCCCCCCUUUCUCUUCUCCCUAUCCCCUCUUCCUCUCCUCCCUCUCCCCUCUUUCUCUCCUCCCUCUCCCCCCUUUCUCUCCUCCCUAUCCCCUCUUCCUCUCCUCCCUCUCCCCUCUUUCUCUCCUCCCUAUCCCCUCUUCCUCUCCUCCCUCUCCCUCUUUCUCUCCUCCCUCUCCCCCCUUUCUCUCCUCCCUAUCCCCUCUUCCUCUCCUCCCUCUCCCCUCUUUCUCUCCUCCCUCACCCCUCUUUCUCUCCUCCCUCACCCCUCUUUCUCUCCUCCCUCACCCCUCUUUCUCUCCUCCCUCUCCCCCCUUUCUCUCCUCCCUAUCCCCUCUUCCUCUCCUCCCUCACCCCUCUUCCUCUCCUCCCUCUCCCCUCUUUCUCUCCUCCCUAUCCCCUCUUUCUCUCCUCCCUCACCCCCCUUUCUCUCCUCCCUAUCCCCUCUUCCUCUCCUCCCUCACCCUCUUCCUCUCCUCCCUCUCCCCUCUUUCUCUCCUCCCUAUCCCCUCUUUCUCUCCUCCCUCACCCCUCUUUCUCUCCUCCCUCACCCCUCUUUCUCUCCUCCCUCACCCCUCUUUCUCUCCUCCCUCUCCCCCCUUUCUCUCCUCCCUAUCCCCUCUUCCUCUCCUCCCUCACCCCUCUUCCUCUCCUCCCUCUCCCCUCUUUCUCUCCUCCCUAUCCCCUCUUCUCUCCUCCCUCACCCCUCUUUCUCUCCUCCCUCACCCCUCUUUCUCUCCUCCCUCACCCCUCUUUCUCUCCUCCCUCUCCCCCCUUUCUCUCCUCCCUAUCCCCUCUUCCUCUCCUCCCUCACCCCUCUUCCUCUCCUCCCUCUCCCCUCUUUCUCUCCUCCCUAUCCCCUCUUUCUCUCCUCCCUAUCCCCUCUUUCUCUCCUCCCUAUCCCCUCUUCCUCUCUGCCCUAUCCUCUACUCUAUUCUACUCUCUAUCCUUUACUCUACUCUAUCCAACUCUCCUCCCUCUCCCCUCUUCCUCUCCUCCCUCUCCCCUCUUUCUCACCUCCCUCACCCCUCUUUCUCUCCUCCCUAUCCCCUCUUUCUCUCCUCCCUAUCCCCUCUUCCUCUCUGCCCUAUCCUCUACUCUAUUCUACUCUCUAUCCUUUACUCUACUCUAUCCAACUCUCCUCCCUCACCCCUCUUCCUCUCCCCGCUCUCCCCUCUUUCUCUCCUCCCUAUCCUUUCUUCCUCUCCUCCCUCUCCCCUCUUUAUCUCCUCCCUCUCCCCUCUUUCUCUCCUCCCUCUCCCCUCUUUCUCUCCUCCCUAUCCCCUCUUCCUCUCCUCCCUCUCCCCUCUUCCUCUCCUCCCUCUCCCCUCUUUCUCUCCUCCCUCUCCCCCCUUUUUCUCCUCCCUAUCCCCUCUUCCUCUCCUCCCUCUCCCCUCUUCCUCUCCUCCCUCUCCCCUCUUCCUCUCUGCCCUCCCCUCUACUCUAUUCUACUCUCUAUCCUCUACUCUAGCCAACUCUCUCUUCUCCCUCUCCUCUUCUAUAUACUCCUGUCUUCUUUUCCAUUGA